AUGGCACAGAGUUUGAUUGCAAUUACUCAGGAACUUGGUUCGAAUGAUAACAGCAACAGCAUAUCGACUAAAGAAUUUUUGCAAUUUGAAAAGACUUGUGAAGCGUACAAAGAUGAUGACGAAGAAAUUAAAAUGAUUUUUAACGAAAUUAAGAAAUUAUCGGCACACAACAAGCCUGAGAAUGUGAUAAGUGAAGAUAUUGAUGAUGUUGAUUUCAUUCUAAAAAGGGCUGAAGAUAUUGCACAGGAAACUGAAAUUUUACUCAAAAGCAGUCCUAAGUCAACAGCAAAGAGUAUCUGCAGCCCAAACAAGAGUGAACCAAGUGUUAUUCCCCAAAUCAAAGUAACAAAACCCUGUGAGAAUGAAAAGGAUGUGUCAGAGCAUAAGGAAAAUAAUACUAAGGUUAACCAGUAUGCUAAACAAAAUGCUAAGGAAAACACUGAAAUACGCCGUAAGCCAAAGUUAAGGCCUUUCUCCGCGGGCGUCAUCGAUUCAAAGAAACGCGAAACAAAUAAGAUUACAAAGUCAGUUACAAAUUCUCCUAAGAAGACGGUUAGUUGUAAACACGAUAAUUUGGUAGAAGAAUUAAAGGACACGACGGAAAGAGCAAAAAGCUUAGAGUUGUUAAAUGUUCAACUAAAUGAUGACAAUAAAACGUUAAGGAAGAAAUUGGAAGCUAUCUCUGAGGAGAAACAUGUUGCGGAAUUGAAGUUAGCUGAAUGUGAAAAGUUUGUAGGGAGAUUAAGUAAGGAAUAUGAGAAUAAGAGCACAGAAUUAAAGAGCAUUAAGGAAAAUGAAAAUAAAAUAUUAGCGGAACUUCAAAAAGAACGGAAUGAUAGGAAAAAUCUGACCAUACAACAUGAGAAGGACAUUGUUAUCAUACACGACUUACAACGCCAAGUAAAAGAAAUGGAGAUGAUAUUAAGAAGAAAACAUCCAGACUCUGUGUCAGCUUUGAUCGUGGCUUCAAAAUCGUCAACAGUAGAAGAUAACAAGAAAAAAUUAUUGGAAGAACGUAUUGCCAGAUUAGAGCAAGAACUUAAGGACAAGGAGGACCAUUUUCAGGGCAUAUUAUUGACGUUACAAGAAAAGUUUGGAGACAUGAAACAAAAAUACGAAAGUCACAUUAUAGAUGUUGAGAGACAGCUAAUGGAUGACCGAAAAGUCAAUACUGAAUUGAAGAACAAGUUGAAUAAACAAAAUCUAGUCGAUGCAGCUACUCAAACUGUAACAAAGAGUAAACAUACGAUAUCAACACAAACCUUCAUUAAACCAGACAGGGCAUCGUCUGCAGUAAGCAGACUGUCACAAAAUUCGGCUUUAAUUUUAAAUAGGUUAAAAGAGGACAGUUAUUUAGUAGCUACCAUAAAAGGGUUGCAAUCUGAACUCACAGUCAAACAACGGACUAUUGCUAAGAUAAACAGAGAGACUGAGGAAUUAAGGAAAAACUUACGGAAUCUACAAAAGGAAAAAGAAGUGUUGCUUAAUCUACAUCCGCACAAGAAGACUAGUAAUAGAAGCAAGUCAACUGAGAAUAUAUUGGCAAGGAUGAACACGGAAAUGGAAGCCGAACUAGCGGAAAUAAGGACACAAAAGGAAGUGCUAAUGCAAGAACGGAACACGUUACUCGAUUCAUUAAAACGUACGAAUGAGGAAUUCAUAUUGUUGAAGAAGAAACGGAUUCAAGAUCUUCAUACUCUACAACUAGCACACGAAAAGGAGUUGAUGCAGAUGAAUCUCCAAGUUUACCCGUUGCAAGAGGAGAUUAAACUUCUCAAUAAAACAGUGGAAAUUCUUCAGGAGCGAGUGCGGACUACGGAAGAAAAGCUUAUGAGGUACCAGGCUGGCAUGAAAGACGACGUGCUUGCGGGAGGCGACAAUAAUUGCAAUAAAAAUAAAAGGGACCGUUAG
Messenger RNA from Spodoptera littoralis (African cotton leafworm), 1911 nucleotides. The record is from the annotation of a GenBank genome assembly. Lineage: Eukaryota; Metazoa; Arthropoda; Insecta; Lepidoptera; Noctuidae.